GUGGCGAGCGGCUGUGGACCCGUGGAACGAGAGCCUCUGGAACUACCGCUGAUCGAAUUGUCAUUUAAUUUGCGCUCAUCGUAAUACGAAGGAGCGAGUUAACGAGACCAGAUUCGGUGACUGUAAAAUAGUCGUCGGGGGGGGAAAGAAAAAAAAAUCGAGAAUUUUACGAGUUUGGGGUGGUGGGGGGCGGGCAGCAUUUGGGAGUUUCAAACAAGCGGUGUUGGUCAAACAUCACACUCGGGAAGGUCACGAACAGCGGUGACGAAGAACGGCAAUCAUUGUAAUUGUAGACAAGCCGGCUAAGUAGUUGAAGCAGCAGCAGCAACAACAACCGCAGUCGACUCGAGCAGCAGCAGUAGUAGUAUAACAGCAUCGCCAUGGCGAAGGUUCAAGUCAACAAUGUGGUGGUGCUUGAUAAUCCAUCGCCCUUCUUCAACCCCUUCCAGUUCGAGAUCACCUUCGAGUGCACCGAGGAUCUACUCGAAGACCUGGAGUGGAAGAUCAUCUACGUGGGCUCGGCCGAGAGCGAGGAGUACGACCAGACGCUGGACUCGGUGCUCGUGGGGCCUGUCCCCGCCGGUUGCCACAUGUUCGUCUUCCAGGCGAUGGCAGCGAACCCGGAGCUGAUCCCUGACACGGACGCGGUGGGCGUCACGGUGGUGCUCAUCACGUGCACGUACCGCAACCAGGAGUUCAUCCGCAUUGGCUACUACGUCAACAACGAGUACAUCGACCCCGAGCUCAAGGAGAACCCUCCCGCCAAACCGGAUUACUCCAAGCUCCAAAGGAACGUGCUGGGCACAAGCCCCCGCGUCACGCGGUUCCAGAUCAACUGGGACGACUCGCAGAAAGUGGCGGAGCGUGAGAACGUCGACCCGGCACUGGCAUCGAACUCUGCGGCGUCCAUGACGGCGGCGGCGACGGCGGCCUCGCCGGGACUGUCCACGAAGGGGUUGCCAGCCUUCCCACCGCCACCGCCGCUCGGCAUGUCGUCCUCCGCCCUCGCCCUCAACGUCCACCCCGACAACAGCAACUCCAUGGACUGCCUCUGACUUGGCGCCUCCUCUUCCGUCGUUGUCGUUUGUCGCGUUUCCGAAAUUGCCGCGGGAUUAACAAAAACUAAACAGGAAAACCGUUAAGUUGUUCCAACGACCACGUCGUCCGUCUCUCGCAACCGCACUCCGUAAAGGUUUUUUUUUUGUUGUUCCGUGGCAUGGUGUGAUGCCCUCCCCCCCACCCCACCAUCACCACCGCCUUGUUUGUGUGCUGUUUUUUUAUAUCGACAGGAAGCGACUUUGCUUUUCGGUUGACCGACAUGAAACCCUUGCAGGCCGUCCACCACCACGUCCUAUCCGCUACCCCCUACUUUUUUGGUUCACUCCUUUUUACUCCUCACAGCUCCAGUGUGCGUGGUAUGAGGCAGACGGAGCGGAGAAUUUGCUUCGGGAUGUGGGUGGGAGAGAGGCGGGGGUGGCGUGACGUUGGCGAGAUGUUAACUACCUCGCCUGGUAUGCAGGAGGUCGUGGGUUCGAUCCCGACCCUGACGCCUGCUGCUGUCUUUGGAGUUUUCGAUCUGUCUCUCUCCCCUGUGGGUCGCGUGGAUUUUUCUCCGGGGCCUCUGGUUUUUCCUCUCCACAUUUAGAAUCAAGGUCACGCGUUUAGAGUAUUUGGCCGUUCGUAAAUUUACACACUAUGAUGAUAAGCCACUUCGUUGAGUUAUCAUUUGUAAUAGCCAGGUCCCUACUGGAAAAAUAGCUACAUAGCUAAGUGGGGCCUGAAAACCUGGUAAAAUAAAAGUAGUUUAGUUAGAUGAGGGGUUUUUAUCGAGGUAGUCCGAAGGCUUCGGUGCGCCGUGAGGGUCACUUGCCGUUGACCUCCAGUGUGGAAAGCUAUGGAAAAGCCGCUCCCGUGUUUUUGUCGUGACAGGUUCAGAACUUUGGAGGUGGCUGAAUAAUCCCCCCGUGGGCUCAUUCUGCCCAUGUUGGUAUUGAGUCACCUUUCCCUCUACCGCCUCCCCCCACUCCAAAUUGUUUCCUGGCUUUCUAAAGAAAUUAGCUUUUUCUCGUGCGCUGCAAAGCAAUCGUUUCAGCCCAGUUACAAGAUGAGGUUAAAGCACAUAACGGAAUCUGCUUGUUCUAAAUUGGCGUUGUCUAGGUUUGUCACAACGUUAGCCUCCAUAUCCCCCAUACGCCACCACCACCCCCCCCCCAAAGCCAUUUCAUGAAUUGUCACAAUUUGGCGUUUCAGUUUGAUUCAAGAAUUAAUAUUUUCGUCUACCUUUGGCGCUGUCUUGUUUGUGUUGUCUCUUUCCCCCCUCCCCUGCUACCCGUCUCUUGGCUGUGCAUUAUCCUACACUCAAGUCAGGGCGCGUGUUUGGCAAGAGUAUUUUGUGCAACGUUAGUUAUCAGGCUCCUGUUACCACGCACGAUUUAGAAAGAAGCGUGUUGCUCUUAGAGUUGUGAGAAUAGAUUUCGGUCGGUGUGUCGACCCGUGUCAUGAUUACGCGCCCAAGUGUUGACGCCCGUCUCCCGAGAUAACAACUGUAAGCCUUAAUACGUACUUACGUUUAACUUAUUUCGCGCCGUACGUUGGCAACCGGCGCUAAUUGGAGGCGAGGGGGAAGGAUAAACUAAACACAAAGCAGUUCUUUAAGAAAUUCGUUUUCAAUUUAGAUUAUUUUAAAGUCACUCGUGACAUUACGGCAGUCGCACAAUCGGGAUAUAUAUUGGGGGGGGGGGGGAGUGGGGGAACGCACAUUGAACAAAUGUGAAUAAUAAUCAAACGGGAGUGAGACCACACGCUAUUAUUACCUGCGAGGCGUGCUACACGCCAUUCACAAAUCGGUGUCAUGACGUCGUUGACGUGUUGAGAACCGCUGUGGUGGUGGUGCCUAUGUCCUGUGCCGUUCUUUUGCCUGGGUACUUUUGUAGGUUCGUUAGGAAAGAUCAGAUUUGCGGAGCGGAAGGGGGUGCGGGGAGGGGUUUCUUUUGUUCGCACACCUGCUCACACAGUUGAUGAGUUGUAAUAUUUAUUUUUAUGAAUGCGCUUAAGGGGGGAGGUGCGACGGGAUGGAUGAUGAGGUGGAUGACUUAAUGGCCAAGAGGGGUCUUUGAGCCCAGUUGGCUCAACAAUUUCUUAUCUCUCCCAGCCAGGGUGGCAAAUGCUAAUAAUGAUUUUAAGAAAGCGUUUGGGGUUUCUUUUCUUCCUCGAUCACAAAUGUGUACGAUGUUGUCGAAGGGUGCCGUAGAAUGUCCGAUUUUAUAGAUUGUUGUUUUGAGAGAACUAAUUUGAUAGGAAACGUCUACGGGGGAAAGGGAAAAAAAAAAUCUAAAAUGCAUAUUAAGUGCGUGCCGUGUCUAUGAAAAUGGACAAUUGAUCUAAAGCUAACCUUUCUGACCAUGGUAGUGGUGGUGUUGGCGGAUAGCGGUCAAGUUGAAUGCUGCUAGUAUUCGCCACCUCGGCCGGUAAAGACCACAACUUCCCGCUUUGCCCCCUUGGUUCACGGGCUAAUAGCGAAUCGGAUAAAUGUUUGUUGGCCGUUGUUAGAAGUGGAGGUGGCACCGUGUUGUGUGUGUGUGUGGUUUUAUCGUUAUUGGCGGUGCGGGGAAGGCCGGAGGAAGUUGUUUGUUCCAUGGAGUUAGGUUGUGCGUGGGAUUGAAGCGGAGGAGCUGUCACGCUUGCGUGCGAGAGCGACCAUGUUGAAAUAAUAGAGUCAAAAGUAACAAAUGCAUUUUAUAUAAGUACUAUGUAUAGUUAAUAAAGUUAAAGUUAUGUAUUCACA
Molecule: messenger RNA, 3784 nt
Organism: Lethenteron reissneri (Far Eastern brook lamprey)
Lineage: Eukaryota; Metazoa; Chordata; Hyperoartia; Petromyzontiformes; Petromyzontidae
Product: histone chaperone ASF1-like
Biological process (GO): DNA replication-dependent chromatin assembly
Cellular component (GO): chromatin; nucleus
Molecular function (GO): histone binding
Source: RefSeq, a predicted model, not a curated record